AUGACGCUGCCAACGAGCGACACACAAAUCUCACUUGUGCUGACCAACAGCAACCGGCACAAAAGCACCGAGGAGGCUUUACAAUUCUGUUGCAAAGACGAGGAGACACACCCGGGUAGAGACAUUUCCCACAGGAGCCAUGCUAACAAACACGACAAAGACGAUGCGAAUUCCAUAAGGGAAGAACUUCUGGGCGAACUACUCUACAUAGGGGUCAUCAUCAAGUGCGUCAAUUAUAAAUUACACUCCAAGGAAAAGAUUAAAAAUUGGUUAAAACAAAACGAAAACUAUCAGGUCCAUGUGGAUAUAGUACUCGUGAGUGACAAUGGGGUGGAGGUAUCCGCACUGGCACAUAAACUGCAUUUUCAGGAGGAAAAUUAUUUCGCUAGUGAACAAAGAAGAGUACACAGGAGGGGGUUGUGCAGGAGAAGGGCUUCACCUCACAACGGGAGGGACCCCAUUUAUGGGGUAGACGAAGGGGCAGAGAAGAAAGCGCAAACCAGUUGGACAGGUGUAGGGGAAAUUUCAUCACAGAUGGACCAAGAUAAAAUAUUAUUCCCACUAGAUAAUCACAAACAGACAGACGAAAAUAUUGAAGAGCUUCUGUUUGCAACGGAGGAGCAGUACCAAGUGGAAGGGCUCAUUUAUUUUAUGGAGUUACCACUGACCAUUGCUCAAAGGUACCUCAAUAAAGAACUACUGGUAAAAGUCCAGCUGUGUGAAAGCCCCAAAGUGGAUAAAGGCAAGAGUGGGAACUCCUUCCUCAACGAUAAACAUGUGAAUGACUUGAGAAAUAUUUUCAACUACCCGUCUCUGCUGCUGAGCAACGUGCAGUGGUCGUCUACCUUCACAUCCGGCAUGGCGCUCGAAUGGGAAAAAAAAAGGAAAAAAAAAAAAAAAAAAAAAAAUGGAGAAAAUAUCGGUGAUGCUGGCCACUACGAGGAGGCGGAUGAUGAUGGUGAGGAGGACGACGAUGAUGAUGACGCCGACCGCGACAGCAACCCCUUCCCGCACAACGGCGAGGAUGUACAAAGCUUCCCACCCAACCUUAACAUGCACAGCAUAUGCAAAGGCAUCAACAAGCUGGAAGAACACGUGCACAGCUCCACCUACGCACACAAGGAUUUAAAAAAAAUAAUUUUAACCAAGCAAAUCGUCGUCACCAAGCCUCUCAACAUAAAGUGUAAAAUAAUGGAACCCUACCUCUACCUCGAAAUACAGAAUAUAACGAAACAAAACACAUUGCACAUUCACGAAUUUUUUUCUAGAUCGGUGAACAUUGACAAUAGUGACGCCUUUCCGUUUUCUCUCCUCCCAGAAGAGACUUACAGUCUUUACCUUCCGAUUGUAAACUUCGCGCAGGUCCUCUCGCAGAAGAGUUCCCAAGACAGAGAGAGGGUCAGGAGCUCCGUGCGCAGCUCGGUCCACACUGUUGAUGUGAAUACUGGCCUACAAAACACUCUCCACGGAAUCGAUACAGGUGCUUCAUUGUAUAACCCCUUCUUCCUCACCGCAGAGGGAGGGACUUCUCACCAGAUGGGCAAGCGCCGCAGCAGUGAUGCACAACUGCGGGCAAGCCAACUUGUAGACCUCACGAAGCGAUUCAAGAACAGAAAUCAUAUUUCUUCCUCUCCAUUUGAACAAAAAAAUAAACGUUUGUCCUUCCACUUCCAAAGCGACAAGAGCAUCAUCACUCUCUCCAUCAAAUGGAGCAUAGACGAGACUCCGGAUAAUUCUAUAUGGUCCCAAUAUUGUAUGGAGGUGGAAAUGCCAAAACCGCACACCUUCAGCCUUGAAGUUUCCUUCGUAAAGGAAAUCAAUUCUUCCUCCGUGCUUAUGGCCGUCUUUUCAUUUUAUAACCCUCACCACGAGGAGAUAGAUAUUCUGAUGGAGAUGAAAGAUGAGAGUGGUGCCCUAAACAACGACGUUCACAAUUCCCUCAUUUCCUGUAGCUCGAUAAUCCACGUGGGUAUUAUUAAACCAUUUCAGCGCAAGUCGGUCAGCGUACGCAUGCUCGCCAUUAUGUUCGGGGUGCACAACGUCCCCUUCGUUAAGAUUGUCAAUCGGGUGACCGACACUGCGUAUUAUGUCGACUUAGGAUCCAUCCUCGUCACGGAAUAG
Plasmodium fragile is the source of this 2121-nucleotide messenger RNA. RefSeq lists its product as uncharacterized. NCBI's taxonomy places the organism in Eukaryota, Apicomplexa, Aconoidasida, Haemosporida, Plasmodiidae. The transcript has a single exon. The record is from RefSeq and is a predicted model, not a curated record. The coding region runs from base 1 to 2121 and encodes 706 amino acids.